GCUACGCAUGCGCAUUGAGUAAUUGUACUUGUUCCCACCGGAAGUUUUAUCCCAAGGUCGAGACGAAAUGCAAAAUGGAGGAAAAUAAUACAACCUUCAGAAGAUCCAACAGUAGGCUGUCUAUGCUGGACAAGUCCUUAGAAAGACGGAGAGUCAACAAAGAACAUAACAGUAACUUUAGAGCUGGUUAUGUGGCUGUCCAUGAAGAGCACCUUCAUAAGACGGGCCUAAGAGGGCGCAAACGUUUUCUUGCCUAUUUCCUACUCUUCCUGAUUUAUGCUGUAGCAGUAGCAAAUCUAGUGUUGACAGUUCUGAUAGUGUUAGCCCUGCGUAUAGACCAGAAUGGAUCGGAUGUGAUGGAGUUUCUAGGAGAGGGUGGUGUGAAAUAUAAGACCGAAGUCAAAGCUGAAAUGGUUUUAUCAGAUACAGGAGAGUUUGGUGGUUACAAAGGACAAGAUCUUGAGAUUCAUGGUGAUGGUCAACCGGUUAUUUUACAACACAUGAUUGGACAUGGAUCUUCUGUUGAAUUUAAUGGUGAAAACACAACCUUGAGAUCACAGGAAGGACUCCAUGUCAUUGACCCACUGACAGGGAACACUAUCCUACACACAGCUAAUGAUAGCGGUAUACCAUCACCUACUGGCAUGAAACAACUCAAUACAACACAGGUUGUCACAACAAAGGUGGUCCCCAAUAUUGUUGAUGACCUCAGGAUUACGACUGACCAAGUAUUGACCAUACAAGGUAACGAAGGAUUGACCAUUGGUGCUGAAGCUAUUGAGAUGUCUGGAUCUAGUAUCUUCUUAAAUGCUCUGAACACCCUAUCCUUGGAGGGCGGUCCAGGAGGAGGGGUUUAUAUCAACACCACCAGUUUACCGAGGAAAAGUACUGCUAGUACCCAUAGUACAGGCAUGGGACUUACCCUCUGUGUGUGUGGUGGUACCGGUAGAGUGUUCCAAGUGACGGCGCCACCAGGCCUCUCUCAUCCAUGUGGCAAACUCAGGACCAAUCCAUGCUUGUAGUAUCAAUCUAUGUUACCUGUAUUUAUUAGCUAUUCUGCAGCUUAUUUUCACAAUGAUUGUCUAUUUGAUAGGGUAGCUCCUUUCUUGCCAUACUUUAAAUUAGGAAAUUUUUCACAUUUAGGGUACACAAGGUAGCCAAGAUUAUUGCACUUUUGUUGACAAUCCAUUUUCUGGUUGACCACUUUAAUGUUUACAGUGCUAUGCUCAUGUAUUUCAUUGAAUUGACAAUCUCUGUGAAUUAAUAUAUUUGCAGCUUACUAACCUUAUUGAUACAAGUAGAAUGCAGGGAAGACAAAGGAUGCAGGGGGUUUCACUAUUCUACCAUAUCUUGUUUUGGCAACAGAUGGUUCUGCCCUUUCUGGUGGUGCAGCCUGUGUCACAGGUGUAUCACCAUCAGUGUCAUUGUUAAUAUCUAGUUCGCAGCCACAAUAUUGCAACAAGAUCUUUCCUAUUUAGGCAAUAACUUUGACCAUUUCUGCUGUGUACUAUUUAUGAUUUACAUGUAGCUUUCUGGUUUGUGAGGGUUUUUUAUCUUGCUGAUUGAAAAGAUAUUUGCCAAGAUCAAACUGUUUAUUAGCUGGACUGGAUGCAGUAGACAUAGACUUGAUCUGUCCAGUUUUGCUUGACAAGCUACUUGUGGUGGCACUGCCCUUCACUUUGGUUUUUUAAGGCUUCUUUGGAUUUUUCAUCUCAGAAGCUGAAGGUUACGCUUUCCUUUUCUUGCUUGACUUUGGAAAAAUUCCAUCAAGGGUUCGCAAUACUGAAUGAGCAUUUGAAGAGCUGUUCCAAGAGUGAGCCACCUGGGGGGAAAACUAAUGAAAAAUUACCCCCCCCCCCCACAACAAUUCUUGAUAAGCUAUUCCAACAAAUUUGGAAUAUAUACUAAAUAAAGGGGGAAAAUAAAAUUUAUACAUGACAAAAAUGAUCCCUUGUUUGGCUCUUAAAAAUUGUUUUCGGCAGCAAAAUCUACAAAUCCUCAAAUUUGCAACAUUAAAAAAAUUGAAGAUCACUAUUCUAGGCACAAGUGUUUACAUCUUUAAAGGACUGGCUUCACAUCCUGAGCCAUGACAAAGAACUCCAAUCAGUGUAGCCAUCCUUUAAACUCUCCAAGUAAGGUGCAUUCUCCUGCUGGGUCCGUCCAUUGCUUAGAGUAGCAGGAAAUCCUCAUCCCGGGGGCUGUUUCAUAAAGCUGUUUGUAAGUUAAGAGCGACUUUAAGAACGACUGGUGAACCUUUCUUACGCACUAAAUAAUCACCAAUGAACAUUAAUGGUGAAUACCAUAAGAAAGGAUUACUAUUUGUUCUUAAAGUAGCUCCUAACUUACGAACAGCUUUAUGAAACGCCCGCCUGGACUCAAUCAAUUUUGCAUGGUUGAGCUUUUGAAAGUAUAGACAUAGGGAGCCCAUUAUAUUGAGCUCCACUAUCAAGCAUCAGUUUUACGGGUUUCUCUUCUAUGUCGAGAGUCACCACCAUAACUUUGCCCUAUCUCUCUGUGCUCUGGCCUGGAUAAUAUCAACAAACAGCUCAUCUCCUCUGCUUAUCUGCUCAACAUCAUGUACUUUAUCUACAUGUGACUCCAUAUGAAUGGCCACUUUGCAAACAUUGUCAAAAUGGUUCAUUUUACCAAUGCACAUUUGUGACACUCCUUUCCAGAUGCUGGACAUUAAUUGUCCACGACUUUUCCACAUCUGUUGCAAUAUUUUUUGUGUUUUUAUGUCCAUUUCUUCUCCUGGGUCUGUGAAGCCAACUUGGGCUUUACAACUUGGUGACUUGUAUCUGUCUCACUUUUGCAGCACGGCAUAUGUCAAUAGCUCUUUGAAGUGUCAAAACCUUCUCUAUAAGAAGUUGAGCCCUAUUGCAUGAAAUUUAAUUCGGACAAGAAUUCUAUCCUUAAUGAGAGCGUCAUUAAGCGAUUCAAAGGCAUAUGUCUUUGCUUUUGUUUUCAAAUCUGUUACAAACUGAUCCAUUGAUUCGUCUGCUUGUUGAAACAAGUGUUGAAGACAGUGUCUCUCAAAAGUCACAUUCAUUUGCGGCUCGAAAUGCUCUUUUGUAAGAGCGAAUUCGCAUCCUCCCUUCUAGUAAGGCCAUCUUCCGUAGUUUCCCCAACAUUUUCAAAGGUAAAUGUAUUGAAACUUUCAUCAUUUAUCAUCAGUAGGAGAUUUUUUAGAAGAAUAUUUUUAAACAAUGGGAUUCUAUCUUUCUUCUUUCUUUUGGGCAAAUCUGGUUAUACUAUUGCCAAGUGAGAAAAUAUGACUUGGGACCAGAGAAACAAUUUUUUUUUGCAUCCCUAUCACGAUGUAAUUGAUUUAUGAUUUUGACUUUAUUCUUGUAUGUAGCUAUAAACAUUUGCUCAUUUUCUUAAAUAUCUUAUUCAUUAUUAUUCAGAUGAAUGUACACUCUUUGAAAGUUUCAUAGAGUAUUACAUGAGAAAAUAUGAUAUAUUUAUAAAAGAAAUUUUGAAAAGUUCUUGCAGACUGAUUGUGCCAAAUGUGAGAAAGUAUAAGCUAUAGUAUUACUGUUGCUUGAAAGUUUAUGUAUUCAUGAUUAUGUAUUCAUACUUUCAUAUUUUUGGGUUUUGUUUUCAAUUGGUAUCACAUGUACAUUAUGCAUGCCAUUCAGGACUCAAGUAUUUUUUAAACUGAUUUGUGUAUUCAAGAUAUCAUUACGCUGAUUUACAUGUGAAUCAUAUAAAUUUUAGAUUUGCAGCACUUAUUUUUUUCAUCAAAAUUGUUUUUUAAAUACCCAUGCAUUUUGUAACUAAUCAGUACUGGUACUAAACUUACACCUGAAAAAUACCCUCAUAAUAACAUAAUGAUGACCUCAUUAAUAAUUCUUCAAGAGAAAUAAAUGUGUCGGUAUAUAAUAUUAUUGCUUUUGAUACACUUCUAAAAUAUGUCUUUUGUACUUUUAAAUGCUAAUAUUAGAAAAGUAUGUUGUUGUUGUUGUUUUAGCUUAUACGGCACGUAUCAUUCAGCAGUGAAUAUUUGUGCCAAGUAGAAAUAUUGAAUUCAGACAAUAUGUUAAGAUUACAAAAGCAGCUUAAACUUCCUUCCUAAAUCAUUAAGUGUAAUAGAAUGAGAAUAUCGUAAGCACACAUUUCCCAUAUGUAGAGUAUAUUGAUAAUUGCAAAAGAUUCCGUGUGUGUACACUAAAAGACAAAUAAGUAUGUUUUUAAUCUCCUUUGUCAAUUUGAGCCAUUACGUAUCUAUGUAUUCUUUCAAUUUCUUGGUUGUAAGUUUACAUGCUUUAGUUGACCCUAUGUGUUAAAUACAUUUAUUCAUUCUUUAAAAACAAAUCAAUAACAGCUGUGUUUGAGGCUUAUUAAUGAUGCUCAUUUGAACCUUGGAUAUUUGGAUACAAUGCAUUCAUCUAUUGAUUUACAAGCCAAUAUGUUAGACAAUAAGCUAUUCACCUUGUACAGAAGCAGAUGAGGGUUAUAUAUUCAAGUAACCUAAUUCGGCAUUUCACAAUACUAGCGCCAUCAAUGUUCAUUAUCAUGACAGACCUAAUUAUCCACUUGCAGGUUCAGCAACUUUUCCAAGAACAGCUGCGAUUGAGAAUGGAUAGUUUGAAUUAAUAUCAAGAGAACAAGGAAUCCCAUCGCAGGGAAGAAUGUAGAUUAAUCUGAUGAAAUAACAGUUGCAAAAGUGUAGUGUUAAAUGGUAUGUAUUCACUUAAAUUAGGAAAAAAAUAAUAAUGUAGUGAUGUCACAAUAUGGGCAAAAAGAUUGUGAAAUGCGCAAAAUUGUGUCAGGCAUUCACAUAUCGUAAGGGCAUUUCUAUUCGAACCUUGGACAAGUUAUCUGUCUUUGUGCAGGAGUUUUUAUCAAUUUAUAGGCACAUCAUACUAGACAUUUCACCUUGUAUGUUUUGUACUAAAAAUAAUGUUAUUAUGCUGUACAAAGUCUUAAUUUCCAAGCUGCUUAAUGUUGUACAUGUAGUUAUUUAUUGUAGCAUAUUUAUUUAUUUGGUUGAAACUUUUACAUCUUGAUGCUGUGCAAUAUGUUAGACAUUGAUUGUAUUCUGUAUUGCUUUUAGCAUAAUAAAAUGUUUAAAAAUGCA
Lytechinus pictus (painted urchin) is the source of this 5083-nucleotide messenger RNA. Its product is annotated as beta-sarcoglycan-like. Lineage: Eukaryota; Metazoa; Echinodermata; Echinoidea; Temnopleuroida; Toxopneustidae. The coding region runs from base 75 to 1022 and encodes 315 amino acids. Gene Ontology annotation, cellular component: sarcolemma; sarcoglycan complex. The record is from RefSeq and is a predicted model, not a curated record. The transcript is spliced from 7 exons. Gene Ontology annotation, biological process: muscle organ development.